AGAUGUGAGCUGCUUCUCGCGUUGCCGAAUCAUAAAGAAGCAUAAUUAUUAGGCACAAUGGGAGACCGAACGAUUCGCAGGAUCAUCAUACUCAACAUACUCUUCGUAACGAUAACCGCAGACUUCACGAACAACUGUCCGGAGCAAUGCAAAUGCAGCUGGGCUGGCGGCGACAAGCAGGCGGACUGUUCCCAUGGCCACUUCGACUCGAUCCCGAAAACUUUAAGCUCGGACAUACAGAAACUGAAUCUAACCGGCAACGACGUGUACGAAAUAACAAUACACGCCUUCCACGACGUCGGUCUCAUAAAUCUCUGGAAGCUGACGCUGAGUGAAUGCAAACUGCAAACGAUACAGAGGAGCGGCUUCUUCGGCCUCGGGAUCAUGAUCGAAUUGGACUUAUCAAAGAACGACCUCAAGUCAUUACACCCGGACCUCUUCAAGGAGACCCCGAAAAUACGAUGGAUCCUACUCAACGAUAACAAAAUAGAGAAAUUAGACGACGGAUUGUUUAGCAACUUGGCCUAUCUGCAGAAAGUCGAUCUGAGCAACAACAGAAUAGUACACAUCGGAAUGAAAACUUUCGUUAACAUCCCAAAACUCAACUUCUUGAGGCUAGAUAGCAAUAAGCUGGAAUACUUGAAGGGUGACACGUUAGAAGGGAUCAGCUCCUUAUCUAACCUGGACGUGCAAGACAACCCUUGGCGUUGUGAUUGCUACCUACAACCGUUCAGAAACUGGGUCAUCAGCAAGAAGUUAUACACUUCAAACGUUUACUGCGCUGACCCUCCGAAGGUCCAUGGGAAAACGUGGAAAGAACUCGACACCAACGAUUUCGCAUGUAGACCCAGUAUUGUGUACCCGUCGACGAGUACCACUCUGAGAUCAGCAGACAACAACAUCACCUUAGCUUGUCAUGUCAACGGGAAUCCAUUACCAGAAGUCAACUGGGUGUUGAACGCACAAAUCAUUGACAGCACGUACCGAUACGAAGGGGAAAUAAAAUACUAUAUCUCGCAAAGUAAAGGAGAGAACACCGAGUGGGUGAAUUUGACAAUAACGAAUGUGGGUACAACUGAUAAUGGAGAGUAUCUGUGUGUUGCCAAAAACCCGGGCGGAGUAGAAGAGAGGAGCGUAACUCUGGCUGUGGUCCAGACUCCGCCGGGCGUGAUUGUUCCGACCGGCAUGAACAAUAACAUGAUGCCAGUUCUCAUUGGAGUAUCAUGCACAGCAGCCAUCAUACUAAUCAUCCUUGUCAUACUAUGUUACUGCUGCUGUAGAAGAAGGACUACUGAUAAGAAAGCGGAGAACACUAACGGGGAAGCACUCAUCGAAGGUUCUGUUAUACCUGAAAUGGAGAAGAGUUUGAUAACCGCUGUGAAUCCAGUGACGAAACCUCCGAGACGCUACGACGUUCCACCUUCAAUCACCAGUGGUACUGAGAUGUCUGAGUUGAAUAAAACAUUGCUGGACAAUGAUUCUGUAUUUGCACACAACGAAGACGAAAAACGGUCGCUGGGCUACGACCAUUUGAUGAAACGAUCUCAAGAUGCACUGAACGUGGAGUACGGCCGGGCUGAUGGCCGAGCUUACCCCCCUGAUCUGCUGUCUUUCCCACCGAGAGCCGCGCAAAUUUCGCCGGCUGCAAGCAACGCCUCAACUGUCCCUGAUACGACAAGGCUGCCUCCCCACCAACUCAACCCGGUCAGCCCCAUCCAUUCACCGAUAUACGGCAUAACGCCAAACCCGAACAUGUUUAGAACCUUGCCGUACUCACGAUCUCAAUCACCGUUUACUGCUCCAAUCACUUCCCCAGUAGUGACCCCUCGACAAGGCUACGUUACGAUACCCAGAAGACCUAGAGUACCCAGUUGGUCCAGCACUGCGAGUACACAAAUCCUACCCAGUUCGGAGGCUCAAGAGCCUUUGUAUGAUAACUUGGGCUUAAGAACAACAGCUGACGGAAGUUCCGUACUAUCUUUGAAUAAAGCUGGCUUAGAAAGCCAGUUUUCUCCUAUGCGGAACAGGCCAUUGCCAGCCACACCGACCAGCUAUCAAACUCCCCAUCCAGUAUACUAUGCUCCGAUCGAAGAACAAGAACCAGCCCCAUCCCCGGUCCCUCCACAACAUAACCCUCGGAACAGUAUCAGCUCUCAGCUAUCAACUCCAGGACCGCAGGAGCCUAUAAACAGAAUGAGUUGGACUGCAAAGAACACUUCGACCCCUCAAACUGAACCAAGGAAAGCUUUGUUUAAUGACGCACCAACAGACACCCCAAACCGAAAAGGAAAACCCGAGACCGGGUCUUUAAGACGACCUCCAGUUGACUCCAAUAAGGACGAACUUAGAUCACCCUCCAAGGAAGAAAUUAAGAAGAACGAGGGUAACAUAUCCAUGAACCAAUCUGGAACCCUGGGCAGGAGCGGGAAGAUCCCGCCCAGACCUCCACCAAAGCCGAAAAAGAAGCUAAACCCCGAAGUAAACACGAGCGAGCCCUUAUUCGAAGAUGAAGGCGAAGACGGAACGGAAGUGUAGUUAAAAAUACUCUUAGCUUACCAAAGUGCCAAUGAGCUUUUAGUGAUAACUAACUUCUAAAUAAACGAAGAAUGAUAGUGUUGUGAAAGUGAACGAGAAUCGAAUCGAAGUGACAAAUGACAAUGAGUAGCGUGCAAUCAAGUGACGUAAGGUGCUCAGGUGUACAUAAACUAUUCAUAGAUUUUAUACCUUAUCAAGUAAAGUUUACGGACCAUUUUUAAUUGUAAUGACUUUUUUUAUUUGUAUUUAGUAUUUAUUUGUACUUGUUUAUUACUUUGGUAGCUAACUAUGACUUGCACUGUUUUUUUGAAAUUUUAUUCUGUUUUAAGACUGAUUUUUUUAUCGAGCAAUUUUAUUACGACAUUCCCUCGAGCGUUCAUUUAUAAGCGCAAUCAAAAUUUAGUUUUACAAAUCUACAUUGUCAUGGUUUUUUUUGCUCACAAAUAUCUUGGACGUUUCGCUGGCCCAAGAAGUAAAAUGGACUUCAUUUUUAUGAUAAAAACACGAUUUUUAAUGAUUAUUAGUUAGUGUUAUAUAAAGUGAAUUGUAUGCGCUCCUUACACGGUGGCACUGUACUGUGCCCCAAUCUUUACAUCGCGGGUUCGAUACUGGAGUCACAAAUAUUAUGAUUUCAAAUUUAAGACAUUUCUUAAGCCGUACUCAAUAGUGAUCACGGUCAAAAUGUCAAAGGUACGGGUGGCGAUUGCGUUUUAGUUAUAACCAAAUGGCUAUUGUUGAAACUGAAAGGGGAAUUAUGAAUUAUUUUACCAAACACUAUUAUUCAUUUCCUUUUUUAGGAUAUUUCGUGAACCGCAAUCUAAAGCAAAGUAAACUGGAGCCCCGAGACGCGAGAGGUCGUUAACCUCGCCCUUCAACUCAGUUUUGGUUGUGCUACAUUGCGUGUGAUGCGAAAAGCAUCAGUAAUAAAUAGAUCGUGAUAAUAAUACCGUGCAUUAUCGCUCGCAUUCGUUAGUUUCAAAACAUAUUUAACCUCUUUGGUACCGAAAUAUAAUCGCUUUUUAACCAUUGGCUACGUCAAUAGUUAGAUCAAAGCGUUAUUAUUUCAGUAAAAUAGUUCAACAUGAUCUUACUGUAGUGUUAUAAGAGACUCAGUGGUAGCGUUUUGUUCGAACACAAAUGACGCACUAAAACUAUUAACUUUUGUUUAUCCUAAGUUAUUUUGAUUUUAGUUUCAUCGCUUUUCUGUUUCGUUAAAAAUUAAAUCAGUAAAAUCUAAAUAAUCUCUUAUUACAAACAGUUACAAAACUCGUUUCGUUUGCACAUCACAUUCCCCAGCUUAGUGCGAAUGGGAUAGCCGAUAAUACGUCACGUUUUUCUUGGAUUUAAGGGCGUUGACUCAGUGAUAGUACAUACAUUAAAUCGAUAGGUUAAUUUUGAUCAAACCGGGCGUCGAUCAUUUGUUACACCCUAAAAUCAUGCUUUACAAAUACCUCCCAAUGACAUUCCACCCCUAACAUUAUACUAUGUGACCGAUACAAUAUGCCU
Messenger RNA from Bombyx mandarina (wild silkworm), 4041 nucleotides. It is a transcript of the gene kek5, whose product is annotated as leucine-rich repeat, immunoglobulin-like domain-containing kekkon 5 protein. Gene Ontology annotation, molecular function: protein binding. Lineage: Eukaryota; Metazoa; Arthropoda; Insecta; Lepidoptera; Bombycidae. The record is from RefSeq and is a predicted model, not a curated record.